UACAGACUUAUGACAAUAUUUUGUAGGCUAGAUGGUAGCGUAAAUACAUGGGAGGCAAAGUCGUGGUGCAAUGUAUUUAUUCGCAGUGUCGUGACAAUUUAAGAUAUCACAGUGACAAAUGGUCAUGCGUAAAAGGCAACUCGUUGUAAAUGUCCUAAAUCCAUGACGCUUAAAACUAACCUAUACAAUUUUAUUUUUUUCUUCACACAUUUAUAUAACGUUGUAUGUGGGUCUGUAAAGUGCUCUGGGACGCACGUUAACUUUCGCUGUCGACUUGCUGUAUUCAAUUCCGCCGAUUCAGUUGCAAACCGUUUCUUAAACGGAAGCAAACGGAACGAACGUGGAGUGACCUGCCUUAAUUUGUCCAAUAGAAACUUGUUUAGUUGCAAAACGGAAUGCAACUGUUUGAACGAAUGAUUACACCCCGGGCUUCAGACGGGUUUAGGAGACAGCUGCUACACGUGACGGUUAUAUGGUUGUAUAACGCAACAAUAUUUAGGUCAACGCGAUUCUUGUUUGGCACGUGCACACUUACCAGUUACAAAACGUCUCGUGCAGAGGUCUCCAAUAACAACAAGUGAGAGACAUAUGUUCGAAAGGGGGGGGGGGGAAGACCACUCGAAUGAGUUUACUUAUAUAUGGUAAUUUUGGUUGGACACGGAUAUUUACCCGAGAAAGCAGUGUUAUCACUCACAACACGAAACCGUUCAAUUAUAGGGAGCCUGUGUAGUAGCCUAUAUAGACCAUCACUUUUCCCUCAAAUACAAGCAAAAUUACACUUUAGCCUAUCAUUUUAGAGGAUAAAAUGAACGUUUCAUUCUUAAAUCAGGCUGAAAUAUGAGCCUAUUGAUAAUGGACUCAUGCAGAAAACUCUUUACAAUUGUAAUGAAAGGGAAAUCUUGGAAUUUCAUGAAUGGUUGUCCUAUUUGCUCUGGGCUAGACUAUGGCCCACGAAACGAUUGCGUGUGAAUGCAAGGAACAGUGUCCCCUUCACGGGUGGUUUGAGUGAAUGAAUGCGAGUGUCGUGGUGACUGGUGAUUGAGGAGAAGACAGACUGACCUCUUCCGCGUUUUCCUGGAGUUGUGUCCUCAUUACCCAGGAGGCUACUUUAUCCUUGCACGUGUUGGUCUACGUUUGUAUGUCUACCCCCACCCCGCAUUAGUACAGAGAGAGGGGAGGAAAACAUAAAGUAAAUUUAUACAACAACCCCCCGCCUCUUCUCACCAUCUCUCUUACAGUAGGCUACUUAUACCACAUUUGGGCUACACUACCACUUCCUCAUGUUCUGCGGCGCCGGGCUGCUGCUGACCGGAUCCAACCAUGUCCGUAGAGAAUUUAGCCGCCGGCGGCAAUGACGGGACCGCAGACAAACGAUCAGGACCCUUGCAGUUAGGAGAAACCAAUAGCCUUCCUGUUUCUCGGCCUGACGUCAUAACACCCCACCUGGCAGGAGCCAUACCAAUCCAAGAGCUGUCUAGGAAACGGAAGGGGGAUCUAGAUAACAGGGGAAAUGGUGAUGCUCAAAUAGAGGAGCAACAGAGCAGAUCGGAAGACGAUGAUCAACAGGUGAAAAUAAAAUGGUUCAGGGAGCCACACAGCCAAAUUGAAAAGCGGCGAAGGGACAAAAUGAACACCCUUAUUGACGAGCUGUCAGCCAUGAUCCCCUCCUGGAACCCCAUGGCCAAAAAGCUUGACAAACUCACGGUUCUGCGAAUGGCUGUACAGCAUCUGAAAGCCCUGAAAGCAGGUGCCAGCAGUUCCUUUACUGAUGUUAACUACAAACGCAAGCCUUCAUUUCUGCCUCAGGAUGAUCUCAAGCACCUGGUGCUCACGGCUGCAGAUGGGUUCCUGUUCGUGGUGAGUUGUGACAGGGGGAAGAUCCUCUUUACCUCAGAAUCCAUCUCCAAGUUCCUCAACUACAGUCGGUUGGAACUAAUUGGACAGAGUCUUUUUGAUUAUGUCCACCCGAAGGACAUUAGUAAAGUGAAAGAGCAGCUGUCAGCCACAGGAUUAUACCCUCGUGAACGGCUCAUAGAUGCCAAAACAGGGUUACAGGUGCAGGACCUUCCUGUGGGAGCAGUUCAACUGUGUACAGGGGCACGGCGCUCCUUCUUCUGCCGCAUGAAGCACAGCAGAACAGUUAUGAAGACAGAAGACAAAACCAUCCAGCCCAGCAGCUCCAAGAAAAAGGAGUCUCAACAAUACUGCACUGUCCAUUGCACUGGUUACAUGCGGAGUUGGCCUUCUACCCAGCUGGAUGCUGAGAGCGACGAUAUCGAGUCCUCCCAUCUGUCCUGCCUGGUUGCUAUGUGCCGCGUUCACCCUAACAAUGCCUGUCAGCCCUCACGAGAGGUCAAGGUCAAACCCACCCAGUUUGUCACUCGCUUUGCAAUUGAUGGCAAGUUCAUCUUCGUAGACCAACAAGCCACGACUGUUCUGGGCUACUUGCCACAGGAACUACUGGGGACGUCUUGUUAUGAGUUCUUCCACCAGGACGACCUGCAACACCUCGCAGAGACACAUAGGAAAGUUCUCCGCAGUAAAGAGAAGAUUGAGACCAGCUGCUACAAGUUCAAAACAAAACUUGGCUCCUUCGUCAUGCUUCAAAGUCAGUGGUUUAGUUUUAUAAACCCGUGGACCAAAGAAGUGGAGUUUAUUGUGUCAACAAACCGAGUUUUGGGACCUGGUCACACAGAAACUGAACAGCCGAGCAGCUCCGAGCUGUUGGACGAAGAGAGAAAACGUACUAUCCUUAUCCCUGGCAUCUCCAGUGGCAUGGCCACUAUGAUCUACGCUGGCAGCAUAGGGACCCAGAUAGCAAAUGAGCUCUUGGACUCCAACAGGGUCAAUUGUUCUCCAUCGAGUGGAACCUCCAGUCCCUUCUGUCCAUCUCAGGACAGGUCUCCAAUGGUCUCCUCUCAUGCCAACAUGCCAAAUGAGGAGGUGACUGACUCCGAUACAGUGAGCAAGUCUGUAUCAGAUUCUGCUUCAAAGGGGGCCACAUACGCUGGCAGCAACACACAUAUGGACACAGAAAGCUCCCAGAUUAACCUGGACAGCAUGGUGGGACCAGGCCUCAGUAUCCUGAGCAACGACGAGGCUGCCAUGGCCGUCAUCAUGAGCCUGCUGGAGACUGAUGCCAACCUGGGGGACGCAGUAGACUUUGACAACAUGCACUGGUCUCACUAGCAGAGAUUCAAAUGCCAUGAAUUCAGGAGAAGAAUUUAGAUUCCAAUUCAAGAUUUGAAAAAUGCUAUUUAUUCUUAUCUACAUUACUUCAUUUAAGCAUUUUCAAAGAGGAUUUCUACCAAUUCCUGAAUUGGGAUUUCAAUUCACUUCCAGAAUUGAAAUGGAAUUGACCCCCAACUCCAUCAGUCCUUAACUCUGUAGUUUAUGGUUAGACAAACUCCAACCAGGGACUAUUUUCAUGUGCUCCGCUACCAAUGAAACAGAUUUAUGUGCUUCUGAGGAACUUCUACAGCUCUCUGUUUAAGUUUCAGCAAGUGAAAUCCAGCCUGAGCUAAGAUCAGCAAACUCUUUGGUGGCUUGCACAGCUGGUUCAAUUGGUGUGGAUUUUUUUGAUCAAUGUUUCAAUGUAACUGAAUGUGUACUAAAACCACCCGAGAUUGCCUAUAUCUGAGGGGUCACAGAUCGAUACCAGUUCGGUACUCUUGGGGUUCCCACAGGUGUGAAAGUGAUCAACCCAAAUUCCAAGGGAGUGGACAAAGGCAUAGGUUAAUCAAUUACAAAGAAUAUUAACUUUGAACACUGAUCACUUGUGUGAAUAACUUGAAAUGAAACAUUACAACGGUGUCUUCA
Oncorhynchus masou masou (cherry salmon) is the source of this 3819-nucleotide messenger RNA. RefSeq names its product basic helix-loop-helix ARNT-like protein 2. Gene Ontology annotation, molecular function: RNA polymerase II cis-regulatory region sequence-specific DNA binding; DNA-binding transcription factor activity, RNA polymerase II-specific; protein dimerization activity. Lineage: Eukaryota; Metazoa; Chordata; Actinopteri; Salmoniformes; Salmonidae. Gene Ontology annotation, cellular component: transcription regulator complex; nucleus; aryl hydrocarbon receptor complex. The coding region runs from base 1321 to 3189 and encodes 622 amino acids. Gene Ontology annotation, biological process: regulation of transcription by RNA polymerase II. The record is from RefSeq and is a predicted model, not a curated record. The transcript has 18 exons.